AUGCUCUACGAAUUAAUAGCAGUAGUACGACCCGGCAAUGUGACCGAUGUCAAAGAAAUUGCCAAGACGGUCGGUUCCACCAUACUGCGCAACGGCGGCGUUAUCCGUGGUCUCGCCAACUGGGGCGUCUUCUCUCUACCGAAGCCCGUGUCGGUGCGCCAGAUGAAGCACCACCACGGCCACUACUUUGUCGUGCGCUACGACGCCUCCGCCAAGCUUCACAACGAGGUACGCGACUUUAUGCGCCUCGAGCCACGCAUGAUCCGCGCCGCCCACGUUAAGCUCGGCGACGGCAAGCUCGAGACCCUGUCGCGCUUCGGGGCUCCCAACUGGCGGGCAGAGGGCGGCGAGGCGUAG
Messenger RNA from Beauveria bassiana ARSEF 2860, 357 nucleotides. Its product is annotated as ribosomal protein S6. Gene Ontology annotation, biological process: translation. The transcript has 3 exons. Gene Ontology annotation, molecular function: structural constituent of ribosome; small ribosomal subunit rRNA binding. The coding region runs from base 1 to 357 and encodes 118 amino acids. Gene Ontology annotation, cellular component: ribosome; mitochondrial small ribosomal subunit. The record is from RefSeq and is a predicted model, not a curated record. Lineage: Eukaryota; Fungi; Ascomycota; Sordariomycetes; Hypocreales; Cordycipitaceae.